Trypanosoma grayi is the source of this 1788-nucleotide messenger RNA. RefSeq lists its product as hypothetical. The record is from RefSeq and is a predicted model, not a curated record. NCBI's taxonomy places the organism in Eukaryota, Euglenozoa, Kinetoplastea, Trypanosomatida, Trypanosomatidae. The coding region runs from base 1 to 1788 and encodes 595 amino acids. The transcript has a single exon.
AUGAACUCGGGCAGGUCGCCGAUGAUUCGGCUGCCGACAGACGUUGAUCAAGUGGAGGACUACGACUCCUCCGCUCUGGCGCCUUCUCCAGUGCUCGUGGUGGAGGAGGAUUCCCCGCUGCCGCUCCACGUGCCGGCACGAUCCCCCAUCCCCAUGGUUCCAGCUGCUGCUGCUGCUACUGACACUGCGGAAGACCGCGAGAGGCGUCCAGUGCGGGACGAUGCAUCAGUGGGUGAGGGCGACAGCAGCAUCCGCUCUGCGGCGCCGCCGAUGGCGUGGAACGGCGCCUCCAACAUUUCCAUUCGGCUCGAUGGCAGCAUGAUGGACCAAACGAUUAUGAUGGGGACCAGUGCGCUGCGCCAGGUGAAUUCUAUGUCACCAUCCAUCGCACUGCCAACUCCCACCACACCACUGCUGAUCAACAGCAGUAACAGAAGCGGUGGCUGCAGGGGUCGCGAGGCUCGCCCAGACAGGCCACCUGAGUCACCUGUGGCAGGAGCAGCAACAGCAGCAGCAGCAGUGACGCGGCCCAUUGGUGAUAACGCCAACCCUUGGCGGCGUGUGCAGGUGGUGUCACUUCCCACCACCAACGUGGUCGGCGGCAGCCCUGCGCCUGUGACACCGGUCGACACGCUGCCACUCUCGACGCAGCGCCAACGCGCCGCCAGCCCAUCGCGGAGGCAGCAGUUUGCUGUGUCAGACGACGCCGCAGGGCGGAUUGGCAUGUCCGUCUCUUACAACACGAUGACAGGCUCGACGAACUGCAGCGACGCGACGCCGCAGCGAGAGGGUAGCCCCUCGCGGCAGCCGUCAUCGGCAGUAUCGACUACGGACACAUCGCGGCAGCUGAAUAUCUCGCUAAUGUCCGGCAGCAUGUCCUUCCGACCCCCAGUGGGCAGUAUCAGCUUUGGCGAAGUGCCGAAAGGAUCGCCGCUUGCCUUUGACUCUUCAAUGCAGAGUAUGACGCUGACCACCCCGACGGCGUUGCAGCACCCCAAGCCGCGUUUGAUCACUCGUGUUACACCCACAGCAGCAACUGCCAACUCGUCCUCUCAAUUUCGCACCGUGAUUUGCGGCAAAAACGCGAAUUUUGGCAGCGGUGGUGGGCUGCCGCUCUCGCGCGGGCUGGUGGGCGGCGGCAGUCUGCGGCGCACGCCUGUGUCGGGCCACAGCUUCGUGGACCCACACGACAUCGCUGCGUUGGCACGCCAGAAGCCGCACACAACGGCGGUGCCAGACGCGAGCGUAUUUCAGCCGUGGUCGCCGUUGGGACACGACUGCGACACGCCUGACGCACAGGACGGCAACACCGACAGGAGCAACCAUAACGGCAGCUGCAAAGACACCGGGGGUGAGGCUGACGAUGGUGGCGAUGGGGAGACGAGGAAGAAGAGCAUGGCACCCGCACGCCAGGUGACGAAUGAUCUCGCCUUCAGCGUCAACGAGGACGACGCCUUCUCGUGCCGCGGCACCAACACUCUGAUGGAGGCGACGCUGAUGGGCAUGCAGCUGCACGACGGCUCUGCCUCGGUGUCAGUCUCGCCGCACGCCGUUGGAAUGCCUGCCGCGGAGGCCAGCAAGCCUCAGCAGCCGUGCACGGAGAAGAAUGCGGAGGAAGCAAAGCCGCAGGAGCCCGAGGAGCCGCCGGCGCGUGGCAGCCGCCAGCCGUCACUGCGGAACCGAUCGCCGUCCCGAAUGAACGACACGGCGAACCCUGGGGGCAAGCAGGAGUCUCACGCUGCUGCUGCUGCUGCUGCUGCUUCUCAGCCAACGGCCCCAUCGAUGUGA